This is a messenger RNA of Anopheles nili, 1179 nucleotides long. RefSeq names its product SPRY domain-containing SOCS box protein 3 (gene SP555). NCBI's taxonomy places the organism in Eukaryota, Metazoa, Arthropoda, Insecta, Diptera, Culicidae. The transcript has 3 exons. The record is from RefSeq and is a predicted model, not a curated record. Gene Ontology annotation, biological process: intracellular signal transduction; proteasome-mediated ubiquitin-dependent protein catabolic process. Bases 1 to 1179 code for a protein of 392 amino acids. Gene Ontology annotation, molecular function: protein binding. Gene Ontology annotation, cellular component: SCF ubiquitin ligase complex.
AUGAGUGUUAGACCGCCGUCACCGCGUUCGCUGAGGGCGAGAAGUCGUUGUGCCGUUGCAUCGCGGGCCAACUCCGGCACCGGAACAAGGACGACGACGGUCGUUGUCGGUGACGACGAGGACGAACUGAUGACGAUCAACGAGGGCCGGAACGUGGGUGGAGGAAGUGGAAGUGGUGCUGGUGGUAUUGGUGGUGGUGGUGGUGGUACAGGAGGUGUCCAUGGGCCAUCACUGGAUGGUGGAGGGCUCGUUUCACACGUUCACCAACCAUCAGACUCGUCAUCGUCAUCGUCCUCGUCGUCCAGCUCGUCGGAGAGUGGUGGUGAUGGGGGUGGUUUGAUGCGGGGUGCUGAGGACGAUCGGUCCCCAACGGAUGGAGGCGAUGGUUCGAUGGAAGCCGGAGCGCUGUACAGCGAAGAGUACCCGCAGGCACCGUACAAACCUGGCCACGAGCGACCACUCGUGAACGGUUGCGAGGAUCUGUGGGUCUGGAAUAAGCGUGACCGAUCGAAGGAGGCGUGGCUCAGUCGAUCCGACAACCGGCGGGUGUAUUUUCACCCAAACUGGAGCAAGGGUACGGCCGGGAUCCGAGGAACGCGCGUGCUAAACAACGGCCGCUACUACUGGGAAAUCAGUCUAUCGCAUCGCGUCUUCGGCACAAGCAUGAUGUUUGGUAUUGGCACGAAAAAAGCCCGGCUGCACGUCAACAUGUUCACGAACCUGCUCGGGGAGGACCGAAAUGGGUGGGGCCUUUCGCACAAGGGGCUCCUGUGGCAUGCCGGCGUCGCCCGGAACUACACCAAGCGCUUCAAGGAGAACCAACCGGCCAAGAUUGGGCUGCUGUUUGAUGGCAUCGCGGGCACACUGACGUACUACAAGGACGACGUUUGUCUGGGUGUUGCUUUCCGCGGGUUAAACGAGGUACGAGAACCACUCUACCCGAUCGUUUGUUCGACGGCGGCCAAAACGGAAAUGAUGCUGUCGGAGACGCGGCGUGACUUUGUCAACCUGCAGGACCGGUGCCGGGCCAUCAUCAUCAAGCACGUGAACACACGGGAAAAGCUCGAUCGGCUCGCGUUGCCGUACUUCAUUAAAAACUACCUUGCGGAAGCCGUUACCGAGGGCAGCGCCGUCAUAAAGGUGCGCAAGUUGCAAGUGAUCGAUCAGUACCUUUUCUAA